CUUUGGCUUGUUGCUAACAAGCCAUUUUAAUAAAACUCGUGUCGUAGCCAUGUCUGGACAAUCAUCGGGCUGUGGAUUUCUGAUGUCGGUUGUUGUCCACGGUGACUCGGCUCUGAACGAGCAGGAAAAGGAGCUCAACCAGCGACUCCGACGGCUCUAUCCAGCCGUUAAUGAAAACGAGACUCCGCUCCCUCGAUCCUGGAGCCCGAAGGACAAGUUCAGCUACAUCGGGCUUUCUCAGAACAAUCUUCGUGUACACUAUAAAGGUCACGGGAAAACCCCCAAGGAUGCAGCGUCCGUACGGGCCACCCACCCCAUCCCAGCCGCCUGUGGGGUCUACUAUUUCGAGGUGAAGAUCAUCAGUAAAGGCCGAGAUGGGUACAUGGGCAUCGGCCUCUCAGCUCAGGGUGUAAACAUGAACAGACUCCCUGGCUGGGACAAGCACUCAUAUGGUUACCAUGGAGACGACGGGCACUCCUUCUGCUCGUCUGGCACCGGGCAACCCUACGGACCCACGUUUACAACAGGGGAUGUGAUUGGCUGCUGCGUUAACCUCAUCAACAACACCUGCUUUUACACAAAAAAUGGCCACAGCCUAGGUAUUGCCUUCACAGACCUUCCACCUAACUUGUACCCGACUGUGGGCCUUCAGACUCCAGGGGAGGUGGUGGACGCAAACUUUGGCCAGCACCCCUUCGUGUUCGACAUUGAGGAUUAUAUGCGUGAGUGGAGGACAAAGAUCCAGGCCCAGAUUGACCGCUUUCCUAUUGGAGAGCGCGAGGGCGAGUGGCAGUCCAUGAUCCAGAAGAUGGUGGCUUCAUACCUGGUGCACCACAGCUAUUGUGCCACAGCUGAAGCCUUUGCCAAAUCCACCGACCAGGCCGUGCACGAGGAGCUGGCCUCCAUCAAAAAUCGACAGAAGAUCCAGAAGCUUGUGUUGUCAGGUAGAAUGGGCGAGGCCAUCGAGACUACCCAGCAGCUCUACCCCAACCUCCUGGAGAGGAACCCAGACCUUCUCUUCAUGCUCAAAGUAAGACAGUUCAUAGAGAUGGUGAAUGGGACGGACAGUGAGGUGAGGUGUCUGGGAGGUCGCAGCCCAAAGUCUCAGGACAGUUACCCUGGCUCCCCCCGGCCCUUCAGCAGUCCCAGCCACAAAGCCAGCAGCUCCCAGCCCUACCUCACAGGGUUUGACAGCAACUGCUGUAAUGGUGUGACAUCCAGCAAGAGCCACAGCUCCUCCCCCCACAGUCACAAGCCCUGCCCUCCAGGCUCUGGCUCCACCCUCCCAGUGUCUGACAUCAGCCUCAAUGGCAGCCGCAAUCAACAGCUCAUAACCAGUAAUGACAUGGAUAUGGAGAUUGACCACUUCACCAAUGGAGUGACGGAAUCAUCCUCAAAUGGUUUCCUCAAUGGCAGCUCUAAAUACACCACCGAGCCCGAUGACUGUGACGCAGACAUGGAGGUGGAGUCGACUCAGUCCAAGAGGCAGCUGUGCGGCGGGAGCCAGGCGGCCAUCGAGAGAAUGAUCUACUUCGGCAGGGAGCUCCAGAGCAUGAGCGAACGCCUCCGCCGCGAGUGUGGCAAGAACUCAGCCAACAAGAAGAUGCUCAAGGAUGCAUUCAGCCUGCUGGCCUACUCAGACCCAUGGAACAGCCCAGUCGGCUACCAGCUGGACGCCAUCCAGAGAGAGCCGGUCUGCUCCACUCUCAACAGUGCAAUAUUAGAGACUCACAACCUGCCCAAGCAGCCCCCCCUGGCCCAGGCCGUGGGUCAGGCCGCCCAGUGCCUCGCCAUCAUGGCACGGACUGGCAGCGGCUCCUGCGCCUUCGCCUCUGUGGACGAUUACCUGCACUAGCCCUAUGUAUACAUGCACCCACACACACCGAGGACCUGUCCAGAAAUGUCUCUCACCACCUCCUCUGUCGGUGUAGUCUCUUAAGCUGAGGAGGCGUUUCUCUGCAGAGUAACAAAUAGUACAGAGUUAACCAUCUUACUUGCUUUUUGUUCUGCUUUUACUGACUGACAAACACUGCUGAGGACCAGGAGUCAUUUCUGCGCAGCUCUUUAGAUUGCCAACACAAACCGCAUACAUUACCCACACACCACCCCCCUUUCCAUCAUAAAUAUGAAAAUUAGCCUCCACCUUGGCUGGCCUGACCUCCUCCUCCUUCAGCCCUCUGAGGUUGCAUCUGCUUUGUCCUGACUGACAGUCGGGGAGGGGCGCCAGUCAAGCGUGGCCAACUUGAAAAUACUCAGACAUCUAAACUUGUCUGGACUUGGCACAGGUGACCUGCCCCAGUAUACCUGGAGGCAUUGAACCGGGAUGCGCUGACAGGCGAACACCCCCAGGUCAAACAUGAAAGGAAAUAUAAGAAAAACAACAACAAAAAGAAACCGGACGAGUGACGGCUGUGGCCGACCACCCUGUAACGUGGUCUCGGUAAGCCUGGCUUAUCAGGCAAACAUGUGCACACACAUAAAACACAGGCAAACAAGCUAACACAGAGGCAGGCUGGUGCUGAAGACAGGAUGGGAAAGUCCUCCUCCACCAAGGCUUGUUGAGUGCUCAGACUCCAGCCUUAUGUCAGGCUCCGUUACAGACUGCCUAUACCCCCACCCCCUGCACCGGCUCCACCCUCCACUGACUUCAGGACAUCGGUGGAGAUUUGUGACGCAUGUGGACUCGGGACUUCGACGAAGCCAGAGAUAAUCUCCAUUCUUGACUCAACGUUCCCUGUUUUUAACCUUUUUUUUUUUUUUGUUUGUCAUGGGCAGGGGAGGGGGAAAGUCACCUGGCUCUUGUUUGUUUUUAGUUUUUCCAGGUUUACAAGGAAUGGUGCAGAAGAUAAUUAUCAUUAUAUUAAUUAUUGUUACUUACAUUCACAGUAUAUUUGUUGAGCGCCAGCAAGAGCAAGUUCCACCAAUUUAUUAUAAUAAAGGUCCCGAUUCCACGAGUACCAGUGACGAGUGUCUGUACAUGUUAGCAUUUAUAUAUGAAUUUAACAAAAUGGAAUUAUAUCAAUAGAGUGAGAUAUUUAGUUAUCAAAUGAAAGGAAAACAAUCUUUUACUGAUGCCAGUGACCCCUGAAGUGGCUGGUUGUUCCUAAUCUGUACAAGUUUUUGUUUCCCGUUUUGCUAAGCCCCGGGGUUCCUACGCAGGUGGAAAGCUGGUAUGUGUGACCAUUUCCAGGUAUGUCACCGUUCAGCUGCUUUCAAGUCCUUAAACAGUGAGGUAAUCUCAUUUGUUGCUACAGCUGAAUUUGGCAGUUAUCGAACAAACUCGGAACACUUCUGGGUAGGGUGUGGAUUGUCUGAAAUGGAAACCCUUUGUAGAAACUCCCCGCAACAACCUCUGGCUCCAUUUUACUUGACUCCCACCCCAGUUCCCCAAACCCCCCAGCUGCACAGCCAGUUUGAUGCAAACCUUAUCAGUCCUUAUUUUAUCAGUGUCUGUGCUAAUCCGUGACCUCAGGAGCCAAAACGUCCCUUUGUUCCUUCUCCUCGGUUUAGAAUAGUAAGGUCCAACCAAGCAGCUGACAAAUCCUGGGCCUCUUAUUACUGGUGUUCUCUUUUUUU
Monopterus albus (swamp eel) is the source of this 3576-nucleotide messenger RNA. It is a transcript of the gene ranbp9, whose product is annotated as RAN binding protein 9. NCBI's taxonomy places the organism in Eukaryota, Metazoa, Chordata, Actinopteri, Synbranchiformes, Synbranchidae. The transcript is spliced from 14 exons. Bases 50 to 1855 code for a protein of 601 amino acids. The record is from RefSeq and is a predicted model, not a curated record. Gene Ontology annotation, molecular function: protein binding.